Molecule: messenger RNA, 4954 nt
Organism: Monopterus albus (swamp eel)
Lineage: Eukaryota; Metazoa; Chordata; Actinopteri; Synbranchiformes; Synbranchidae
Product: carbohydrate sulfotransferase 1
Exons: 3
Coding region: 469-1728 (419 amino acids)
Biological process (GO): sulfur compound metabolic process; N-acetylglucosamine metabolic process
Molecular function (GO): N-acetylglucosamine 6-O-sulfotransferase activity
Source: RefSeq, a predicted model, not a curated record
GCCUGGCCGGGGCUGAUGAACCCUGUCGGCACUAAUAUGGGAAUUCUGUUCCUUUUAUAACAGCAGAAGCAAGAUCACAUUUUAUUUGUUCUGAGAGAUAUGCCAUUGUGUUCAUCCUACUGUAUUCAAUGCCUGUUAAGAUCGCAUUUCCGAUAAUGCAACGUACUUUACAGCAUCAGACCUGCCUUGCAUGGCAAGGCAAUCGCGCAUCCAAUCUAGAGACAGCUUCAGUAGCCUGUGUGCUCUCAGGAGGAGUGAGACAUGCCUUCUCGCUCAGCCUGCUCCCCAUCCAUGGCGCAUCUCCAGCUCUGAAUCCACUUCGGCUCUCGAUCCUCCGCUUCACACACACGCACGCAUUCACACACAUAUUAUUACAAAUGCAGCGUGGAAGACUGGAUCUGUCGGAGAAACCCUAUCUAAUUGAGCGCGCUGGGGUGCGAAAGAUGUAGAGCCAGAGGUGUAGGCAGAAUGGAGUGCUCCUGGAAGACGGUGCUGCUGCUGGUGUGUGCAUCUCUGGGGAUCCAGUACACAGCCAUCCGCACCCUGAGGGACUCACUGUCUGGACCCUGUCAGGGAGCCUACCGCUGCCAGAGCAGACACCACAGAGACUCCAAAUGGAGAGCCUUGUGCGAUGACAGUUGGAUGCCUGUGGAGUCGCCUCGGAAGCACAUCCUGCUGUUUGCCACCACACGCAGCGGCUCAUCCUUCACUGGGCAACUCCUCAACCAGCACCCAGGGAUCUUCUAUGUGUUUGAGCCUCUCUACCAUGUCCAGCAGGCCUUCACUAAUUCCAGCAGCAGGGUGCGUCACACCCUGGACCGCCGAGCCCUCCUCGGAGCAUACAGGGACCUCCUCCUCAAUCUGUACACUUGCGACCUUCACUUCAUGGAGAAUUACAUCCGUCCGGAGCCUCAGGACCAUGUCACGAGCUCUUUUUUCCGCCGAAGCUCCAGCCAUGCUCUCUGUUCUCCUCCCGUGUGCCUAGAAAGAGGGGAAGUAGUAGUGGUCUCUGAUCUCCCUGAUGAAAUCUGGUGUCCAAAAAAGUGUGGGGCCCUUAAUCUCACUCUAGCCUCUAUGUCAUGUCUGUCAAAAGGACAUAUAGCCAUAAAGACUGUGCGGGUUCCUGAGGUGAAGGACCUGCGCACCCUGACUGAAGAUCCACGUCUGGAUCUGAAGAUCAUCCACCUGGUGAGAGAUCCCAGAGCCAUCCUUGCCUCGCGCAUGAUGGCAUUUUCAGAUCAGUUUCGCGCUUGGAAAAUAUGGAACGCCACAGGACGGCAACCUCGAUACGUGGACCUUUCGCAGAUCACCAGCACCUGCAAGGACAUGUCGGCCUCUGCGGAAACAGGCCUGCGGAGACCGACGUGGCUGAGGGGACGCUACCUGCUGGUCCGGUAUGAGGACUUGGCAUUGAACCCAACAGACAAGGCCAAUGAGAUCUAUAGGUUUGUAGAGCUAGAUAUGGAGGACAGGGUGCAGACGUGGAUCGCAAAGAACACCAACGCUAACAUGUCGUCUCCGCCCGAGUGGAGCUACAGGUACUCCACCACCAGAGACUCCAGAGUGACGGCGGAGAGCUGGAGACUCCGUCUAGGCUUUGACAUUGUCAGAACGGUGCAAAAUUUGUGCAAUGACACUCUGGCCCUGCUGGGAUACAAGCAGGUUCACUCUGCAGCCGAACUUAGAAACUUGUCCCACAGUCUAGUGGAACACAGGCUCUUUCAGUAGAUUUGAUUAAAGGUUAAAAAACACUUUCUCUUUCUUUAUUUAAUUAUUUACUGUCAUGAUCCUGAUGAAAUGAAUGUAAUUUAUCUUAUUUGAUCUACUGCCUAAGGUAAUUUAAUAUUGUAUUUUCACUUUUUACGGUUUUGUUAAAUAUAUUAAAAGUGCCAAAUUUCAAGCGUUUGUGACGCUGGAAGAAGUAUUGAUCCAAAAAGUCUAUAGUGCUAUACUAUAUAUGUUCACUGAAAACUCCAGACAUUAUUAAGUUAGUAGCUUGUUUUCACUCUCAUAAAUCAGUUUUCUCAUAAUUUCAGCCUUACAGAGUUUAAAUGAGAAAGUAAACACCUCAAAAAGUGAUGCCCCGAAAGCAUGACGCUCAAAAAGCAACAAGGAUUUAUCUGUUUACUGUAAAAAGAGAUUUUUUUUAAAAACAAAGAAAAGGAAAUUACAGGCCUUUACUUCAAAGUGUCUCUAAUACCCUUUGUAAAAGGAUUAUAUUGACAUAUGUCACUGGUAAGAAAUCUUCACCAGUGCAAUCUUCUGCACAGCAGAUCUGUUUUCUGCGAGAGGAUGCUGAAAAUAUGAGAAUAUGUUUGUUUUUCCUUCACUGUAAAUACUUAAAUGCUAUAAAUACUGAAUAACUGUUGCAGUGCAAAUGUGCCAAAUGUUAUUUACUGAAUGUAUUUGGACAUUUUUGUCAGUGAAACUAUACUGUUUAUAUUUUUUAGCCUUUUUAAAACAAAUAAUUCAUAUGUAAGUAAUGCAUAUCACAGCACACUGCAGAAAUCCUUUUACAACCAUAUUGCUUUGAUGUAUUUUUAUAUCAUUUAAUCCUGAGAAGAAAGUGAAUAAGUGCUUGUGUUUGAGUGCUGAAAACACAGAAUUGUGCAAAUGUGUUGUCUUUUAUCUUGUAAUACCUCUGUAUUUGUUUUGGUCUUCAUCCACAUUUCAAUCCUGCUGGUGUGUCUGUAGUAACAGACAUGUUUUUGACUCAAAUGAACACUUGCUGCACACACUGUGUCUCAUUCUGAGUUUAACUUGGAGCCUAAAAAGAAUAAUAUCAGGAUCAUUCAGUGGUACCAGCUGUCUGUAGUGGAGUAUAGUCAGAGAUUAGACAGCUGCAGGUUCUCUGCCAGUUCCACCCUCUGAAAUUGGUCUUUGUGUCUAAACAGAGGAGGGAAGUGCCAUCUCCAGACACCAGCCCAUUUAUUUCCAUGUAGAGCUGCUCUCUUGAGAUAAAUGCUGGAAGUAGUUUCUGAGGGAGAACUCAUUGCAUGAAUCAUAGACCAACCACUGACUGACUGUGAUUUUCUUCCCUUUUAAAUGUACGCAUCACAUCUUCUUAUAGAGGCUCCAACUGUAUAGCCCGCUGGGAGCCAUGAACUUUAAUACUUAUGGCACUAAAGAAAGCCACUCCACAGUGAAGGAAAGUUUGCAAUUUAAGUGGAAUGGUUAUGCAUUUCUGUGAGCACUAUUAAAUCUGAGGUGAAAUUGUCUCUUUAAUAAUGUAUUUUUAGGCACCCAGUCCUCCCCAUCCUUCCUGUAGCUGCCCUAUAGCUGCUGACACCGGGGAUAUCUCAGCACAGCCCAAAGAAUUGAUCUACAUCCAACUGAGGAGAAACAGGAUUUAAGACACAUGGAGCAAAGAGCUGCCAUCUUCCUUUGAACUUAAUCUGCAAGGCUACACAAACUGGCCAUAAAGCAAAGCUUUAUGACACCCAGGGAAAUGUGCUUCACUGGUUGCUUGACCCCCACCCCUACGCUCAAAGCUGCAAGUGGCCUGAGUCAGCCAUCAGCUAAUUAGCCAUUUCUUUGUAAUCAAUACUGGCAAUACAUUCCUGUCUCCUUAACUAUGUGCUGAUAAAUUUAGGUCUUAUCAAUACUAGUAACAAAUAUUGUAUGAGGUGCAUGCUGAUAUUGGGAAAUGCCAAAUAGCACACAGUUUAAUCUACACCAGUGGAUUGUAGCCUUUUUGUUAGACGUACAGCUGUGCUAGAUGAACUCAAGGGCCCCUUUCACUGUUUAUUUCUGCCAUGAUCCAUUACUUUUAGCUCUUUUGUUUUAAUCUAAGAUAUUUUAUCAUUCAUCAAUGACUUUUUUAUUUUGAGUUGUUCACAAUUACCUCCAUUUAACCAUCAUUUCUAUUAUAAUUAAUUUUAGCAAGCUAGUGAUCCAUCCAUCCAUUAUGUUUCGCUAAUAGUUUGCUUGCUAACUAGUUUUAACAAACUCAGUUAUGUUUAUGUUAUAGCUGAUUUACUGUGUGAAUAUUUUUUUAAUUCAAAUUGCAAAAUACGUUCAGAUUAGUUCAAUAAAUCCACAAUCUUUCCACUUACCUCCUGGCAAAAGCAUAAGUACCUGUGGGAUACAUCUGUCCCCUGGCUGGGAAUCACUGAGUUCUGCUGUCCAGACAGACAAACCAGAAGACAGAAGAGAUGCAAGAGGAGCACACACACAUUUAUGGAAUAAAAUGUGCAAACCUGGAUGUUAAAGGGUAUUACAGGCGUUUUUAGUCUGUAACUGGAGAGAGCACAAACACAUAUCUGUAACACUGACAACUCCUGGGAAGCAUGCAGGGCAACACUUCCUUCUUUUUACUGUUUUUAGAAACAGGCAAACAUGUCUUGAAUGUCUGUGUUAUUUCCAGGUUUUCCACUAUUUUAUAGAUGAAAGGCAACUAGAUAGUAAUGGACUGUGUGAUUUGCAUGUGUGGAUAACAGAGAAAGAGAGGGGCUAACUUUACACAUUUGAUUUUUCUACCAGACUAAUAAAGUAAAAUGGCAUGAUGAACAGCUGUGUGAGGAUGGAGACUGCACAAUGCAAGCACAGUGGAGGAGGACAGUCCUCCUCAGGCGGAAAAGGUUAUAGUUGAGAAUUUCCUGUGCUCUCAUCCACACUGUGAACAGCAGCAAACAAAAAGAGAGAGUGCAGGGAUCAAUAAAGAAUCACAUUAAUGUAGCAGCUAAUGUUGUGGCCACUAGGUUCAUAUUCAGUAGAUGCAAUUUGUCCUGUUUUUUUUUUCCUUUCUUUGUUACUUCAAUAUGGAACCUGCCACAGAAUAGCUGAAAAAGUAGAAAUCAAAACACAAACCCAUGAACCAAAUUUCAUCUGCUGUUAAAAUUCAAGACAUGUGAUUAUCACAGCUUCACUGCUUAGUUUAACAACUCCAGGUCCCAGGCAUCAAGGCGCAGCGUGAGCCAGCUUCCAGCAGUGAUAAGCACCCCGUUGACCUUCC